CGUAUGUUUUGUCUGUUUACCUUGGACUAAAAGCAAACCCACCCCCCAAACUUCUGAAUUGAAUUUAAUUAUAGCAAUAGGCAGUAGGGGGACAAGUGGGAUAAUGCGAUGUAGAUUUGGAGAUACGGAGACACAUUUUGGUGUUCUUGUGUUAAUACAAGUGAUGGGUAUGGCACAAGAGUUGCAUGUUCUUGCUGUAGAUGAUAGUCUUGUGGAUCGGAAGGUUAUUGAGCGAUUGUUGAAGAUUUCUUGUUGUAAAGUUACGGCAGUGGAGAGUGGAAGAAGGGCUUUGCAAUAUUUGGGAUUGGAUGGAGAGAAGAGUUCUAUGGGGAUAGAUGGUUUGAAGGUGAAUCUGAUACUGACAGACUAUUCUAUGCCUGGAAUGACUGGAUAUGAACUUCUCAAAAAAAUCAAGGAAUCAUCGGCAUUGAGCAAGAUCCCUGUUGUCAUUAUGUCAUCGGAAAAGAUUUUACCUCGCAUUGAUAGAUGUUUCCUUCCCAGAUGCUUGGAGGAGGGGGCUGAAGAAUUUCUCCUGAAGCCUGUUAAGCUGUCCGAUGUUAAACGCCUCAGAGACUUCAUACUGAGAGGCGAAGGGGAUGAUGACAAAUUAACAGACAAGAAGAUCAAAGAAGCAUGUUCAAGAAAGCGAAAAUUUCAGGAUGAUUCAACUACACAAGUUACAGCCCAUGACAUUGAAUCAUCACCGGAAUCUUCAGCAUCAUCAGAAUCUCAGCAGCAGAAGCAAUCCAAGAUUGGAUAGAACAUGAUAAAGAUGUGACGAUACAUAUUUUUUUGUGGUCUAAUUGAGCUAGUUGUCGUCGUUACCAUUCCUACGCUAGCAUCAUCUUAUGACACACACUGUGAACUUUCUCUUGUGUGCAUACCUCCAAAGUUGUACAUGUUUAGCUCUCCAUUUUGGUCCCCUUUAUGAAAAGAGAAAUGAGCUCUGUAGAAAUAGAUUUGGAAAUCCAAAUGAUUUCUUGUAUUCUCUUCUAACGACCUGGGGGGAUGUUGACAUUUUAACACACCAUGACUUGCCUUCUUAACAACCAAAUCUUGUAUGUUGUCAACUUUGUGUAUGCACGCUCGCUCGCCCGUGCAUCUGUUGUUACGUUUGAGCUUUUAGUAUCAACUUUCAUCAAUUUCACAGUACCAA
Molecule: messenger RNA, 1156 nt
Organism: Capsicum annuum
Lineage: Eukaryota; Viridiplantae; Streptophyta; Magnoliopsida; Solanales; Solanaceae
Product: two-component response regulator ARR5
Exons: 6
Coding region: 104-760 (218 amino acids)
Biological process (GO): phosphorelay signal transduction system; cytokinin-activated signaling pathway
Source: RefSeq, a predicted model, not a curated record